AUGAAUGAUAAUACUUACUGGGGUUACGAUUGUCCUGGAAACGACUUGUAUCAAGUUCAGACAAUAAAUAUGUACUGUUCAGAACAAUGUGCCAAAACGUCCGGAUGUACACACGUUGUAUGGUCAAAAGCAAACAAUUAUACAUGUUCGUUAAAAAAAGGUACCUUUUCGAAAAACAAUUUGGUCAAAACUGAUGAUAAUCAUACUGCGUGUGUGCAAGUGUUUCCAAGUGAAUCUCGAGAUAUUCCACCUGAGCGAUUCAAUAUAAGUACAUCAUUUCAAUGGACUUGUCAAUUUCCGACAUGUUCCAGAAAGGCGAAUAUACUUCGACGCGUAAAUCCAGUGAAUACUUGUCGUGAAGAUGGACGUACAAUUGCAGGAAUUAGGCAAAUUUUUAAGAUUGGCAACUUGGAAAUUCCAGGAUAUGAUCCAGCGUAUAUGUGUAGUGAUCAACAACCGUGGUCUAUUAAUGAUAGUCUAGCUUACGGGUUUGGUUCAAUGUAUUUUGAAUCGUCAACAGAUAUUGAUUUCUGUUGUAUCUGUUAUCGAUUAAAUUUCGUGGACGAUUUAUUCAAAGACAAAACCAUGCUUGUUCAAAUGAUUAGUCAUGAACCACGAACAUCAAAAUAUCACCAAUAUAUUGAACUGUUUGUUCCGGGAAGCGAAGAUCGUUAUGAAGAAUGCGGAAGGCAAUGGAUGUUGGCCAAACGCGAUUACAAGUUUCCGAGCAAAACACUGUCGCGUGAGCAAUGUUUUAAUCUUCCCGAGCCAAUUCAAAAUGGCUGUUUGUUUAAAUUCGAUUGGCUAAAAAAUGUUCAAAAGCCAAAUAUUACUUAUACUAAGAUUCAAUGUCCGAAAGAACUGACUGAUAAAAGUGGAUGUAGUCAAGGUACUGUUAAUUAA
Messenger RNA from Adineta ricciae, 903 nucleotides. The record is from the annotation of a GenBank genome assembly. NCBI's taxonomy places the organism in Eukaryota, Metazoa, Rotifera, Eurotatoria, Adinetida, Adinetidae.